Molecule: messenger RNA, 3815 nt
Organism: Maylandia zebra (zebra mbuna)
Lineage: Eukaryota; Metazoa; Chordata; Actinopteri; Cichliformes; Cichlidae
Gene: cavin1b
Product: caveolae associated protein 1b
Biological process (GO): transcription initiation at RNA polymerase I promoter; termination of RNA polymerase I transcription
Cellular component (GO): caveola; cytoplasm
Molecular function (GO): rRNA primary transcript binding
Source: RefSeq, a predicted model, not a curated record
GGGUUGGAAAAAAAAAGCGCUGCCGGCUGUAGCUUGACUGGAGGAUCUCUCUGCCUGGUGAGACAUUUACAUCCUAACGCUCAUGUGGUCACAUCCAGCAUCGCUCGGCUUCCCCUGAUCACUGGCCCGACUCCAGGAGCUUCAGACAGAACGGACAGAUAGCCGAGAAAGACAGGCUCUAUGUAUGUGUGCUGGAGAGGGAUUAGAGAGUUUGUAAAUAGGAAGUAAAAAAGAAGAGGCUGCAGAGCAGAGCAGAGGAAGACGCAGGUGGGAAGAUAAGGAGUGAGAAAGUAAUCCAGAAGAAACUGUGGUGAAAAAGGUUGAUUACACUUUAUAAAAUCUACCAACAUGGCAGCCAUGGAAGCACUGGAGUUUGGAAGUGCCCAGCUGGAGCCUCAAACUCUCACUGAGAUCUCUGAUGAUGAGGUUAACCUUCCACCUUCAGAUGAUGAAGACAACGCCCUUGCCGCAGCCAAGAAAGAACUGUCCACAAUGGGCACAGAAGGGGACGCCGCCGAGGACAAAGAUGAUGGCGUUAAAGCUGAUCCACAGGUUAACGGGGUCAUGGUGCUCUCACUGCUUGACAAGAUCAUUGGGGCAGUGGACCAGAUCCAGCAGACCCAGAGCGGGCUGGAGGCCAGGCAGCAGGAGAUGGAGCGUACGGUGACCAGCAUCCAAGGCGAGCUCACAAAACUCACCAAGAGCCACAGCACCACAUCCAACAGUGUCAACAAGAUGAUGGAAAAGGUGCGCAAGGUGAGCGUCAAUGUCAAGACAGUGCGAGCCACGCUGGAGAAGCAAGGAGGCCAGAUCAAGAAGCUGGAGAACAACGAGGCGGAGCUGCUCAAGAGACGCAACUUCAAAGUCAUGAUUUAUCAGGAUGAAGUGAAAGUUCCCUCGAAACUCAACAUUUCAAAAUCCAUGAAGGUUUCCGAGUCUGUGUCGGGAAGCAGAGGAGGCAGUCUGCUCGAGCUCAAAGAAGCUGUGGAAGAGCCCGGAGAAGAGGGAGAAGAAGGAGAAAAGGCAGACAAGCCUCACGUGGACCUCUCAUCGGACGAAGAGGGUUUGGAGAUCGAGGAGGCCAUGGAGGAGACUCGUGCCGAACGCAUCAAGCGCAGCAGCCUGCAGCGUGUACAAAACCUGAAAACUGUUUUCUCAAAGGAGAAGAUGGAUAAGACCAGAGCAAAGACCAAAGAGAACCUGGAGAAGACCAGACAAAAAACCAAGGAGAACCUUGAGAAGACCAAGCAGAAGACAAAGGAGAACCUGGAAAAGACAAGGCAAAGAACCAAGGAGAAUUUAGAAAAGACCAAGCAGAAGACCAAGGAAAACCUGGAGAAGACCCGCCACAACAUUGAGAAGAAGAUGGGAAAACUCGGGACACGCAUGAGCGUCAACCCUGAGCGCAAGCAGAAGAUGAAGACAUCCAGCGACAAGAUGAAGAAAGCCUUCACACCAGACCAUGUGGUUUAUGCCCGGUCCAAGACCGCCGUGUACAAAGUGCCCCCCUUCACCUUCCACGUCAAAAAGAUUCGCGAGGGUGCUGUUGAAGUGGUUCAAGGCACUGAGAUGGUCGAGGUGUCACAGGAUCCCGAGCCCUUCAGUGAAGUGGACGCGGAGGCUGAGGAAGGAGGGGUGGAGGUGGAGAUGGAAAUGAUGAAUGGAGGUGGUGAUGAGGAAGAGGCUGAUGAGGAUGAAGAGGAGGACAGCCACGAUGCUUUGCAGGAGCACGAAGACAGAGACAGAGAUAGCGAUUAAAGAUAUAAAGCAGAUGCUAACAAGAUCAUUGUUAGCAUUAAGAUUAAGAUACCACAGAAAAUUAUGAGGCUAAUUACAACCUGGGUAUCAUUAUUAUUAUUAUUAUUUUGAUUUUGGCCAUGAUUCCUGCCAAUUAAGACAACAUUGUGUUCACAAAAAUGCUUUCUGGGAACAUGUAAUUCUCAGAUUAUCCGACAGGUGGUGCCCAAGACAAUAAUUCAGCCUAAAAAAAGUGAGCAUUCAAACAGAUUGUAAUCAUUCUCUGCAGCAAAACAGAACAAUUAUAAACACAACCAAACUAAGUCAGAGCUUUUGCAGGAGGCCGGUGAUGUCUUUAACUGACCUUUGGCUCUGUUUGCAUCUCACCUACAUGUCUGCCUGCUUCAAAGCUCCACUGGCCCUGAUUGUUCUGCACUCACAGUCAGAGUCAGUCUUUGUGUUAGGAUUUUUAAAAGUAGCACCUGAGAACAGAGAGGAAACCCUGGAGCUAUAACCAUGAAGAGUGCUAACACAUUUGGCUUUUCAGCUCUAUAAGGUGAUCAUCUACAGAGGCCCCUCCCCCAAAAGGUCCUUUUUAUGGACCACGUGCUAAAGGCUGCGCUGUUAUUAAGACUACAACAAGUUAUAUUUUUUCCUUUAUUUGAUUACACAUUAUGGCUUAAGAAUCACUAUCCAAAGGAAUAUGUGACAUUCCUCUCAGAUUUCCAAAGGUGGAGAUGAUCAUGAGCAAAGACCAGGAUAAAGGGGAGAAGAUGAAAGUUUGUUGUGAGCAGGGCUGAAUUAUUCUUAGAAAGUGUCCCUUUUUCCUUUGUCUGACUCACAGCUGGAGAAAUGUUUGUUUGGCUGCAGAUUCCCGACUGAUAAAUGAUAAAUUCACAGAGUAAAUAUUCACGCUUAUCCAGAAAUAUCAAGUAUCACACAUGCUAUGCUAUUCCUUCCACCGUCUCUACUUACUAAUGUUAUAGUAUUCUGCUUAAUUUACUCUUUACUUAGAAGCACAAUGAUGUCUGUUACCAAGUUAUUGUUGAGUAUUUGUGUAUUUGUAUGUGAUCACAUUUUAUAUCAGGCUAAUGUUCUUACUGCUGACAGACUGUAGUAGACUCGCUGUGUCUUUGUUGUUUUUACAGAACAUUGUACGGCCAUUUCUCCCAAAGAACAACCGUUAUGAAAAUGAAGGUAGUUAGGUCCAUUACAUUUCUUUGAGUGAUCUUCUCCUGUGUUGAAAAAAGUCUUCUGUCAUUUUUUAUUGUUUUUUUUUUUGUUCAAAAGACCGUCUGAUAUGAGUUGGGUAAAGAAGCUGCCACAAGGACCAACGCAUCCUCAGCUUUUACAAUCACUGUGUGCUCUCUGGAGCUUUUAUGUGACUGCUGCAGACUGACACUGACCCCUAGUGUCUGGUCAUUUCAUCAUAUUUUCCUCUACACGUGUGUUCACCAAUAAAACCAACAGCUCUUUUUAAAAGUCAAGAAUUUAUGUUGAUUUGCAUUUGAAUGUUCUGCUCUGACUGCAUCUCUGUAGCUCAUUCAUCAUAUAUUUCUACAGGUGUUCUGUGGUAAGGGCAGGGGGCGUGGCCAGAAGCCAGAAGGCUACAAAUACAUGACAAAUGAUUCUAAGAGAGCUUCAUGUAACUGUUCCCAAAGGUUUCUGCAGUGUUUGUCAAAGCUUAGUUCCCAGAGUCAUCACCAUUUGCUUUUCAUCUUUGUAUAUAAUGUGAAUCACAGCCAGUGCGCUGCUGCCUGCGCUUCUUCCACAUUUACAUGUCAAACAAUUGUGAUGUUUGCACAGCUUGCAACAAAUGACAUUUAUAUGUAAGGACGGCUGAAAUAUUUUAGCAUUGUCGAUGUGCAGCUGAGACCUUUGGUGAUUUGAUGCUCAAACCACCAAAAGGGGGAAACAAUGCCAUGUCUGUGAGAGCAGUAACAACAUGCAGCUGCACUGAAGCCUGUGCCAAUGGAACAAAUGUUCUUUACACUUAACCGUUUGCUUGCUUUUGUUUCCUUUGUAAUGUUACUUUGCUUAACCACUAAUGAUUUCAUUAAAAUGCUAUUUGGUUCACA